Cutaneotrichosporon cavernicola is the source of this 2235-nucleotide messenger RNA. RefSeq lists its product as uncharacterized. Gene Ontology annotation, biological process: glycoside catabolic process; fucose metabolic process. Gene Ontology annotation, cellular component: lysosome. Gene Ontology annotation, molecular function: alpha-L-fucosidase activity. The transcript is spliced from 3 exons. The record is from RefSeq and is a predicted model, not a curated record. Bases 1 to 2235 code for a protein of 744 amino acids. Lineage: Eukaryota; Fungi; Basidiomycota; Tremellomycetes; Trichosporonales; Trichosporonaceae.
AUGAUUUCACGCACGGUGGAUCUCGCGGCGUACCGCAACAACACCGGCGCUAGCGUGGACGGCACGGCGGUUGCCGGCGGCCUGGCGCGGGGAGAAUCGUUCUCCGCAGAGCAUUUGCCAACCGGAAAGCUCGUCAACCGUGGUAUCGAGUUUGUGCUGCCGCCGUGGGCGGUCGCGCCGGACAAUGUCAAGUGUGAUGGCCAGACUAUACCUGUUGACGACGAGGUACUGUCAGUGCACCUGCUAGCUGCCGGCGAUGACCCCAGGGGUGGCAUCCACAAGGAGAACAAGGUAUCUAUCACAUUCAACUAUGACAACGGCAGCGAGGACGUGCUCCCGCUGGAGAUCCAGAACUGGUGGGCGACCAACGGCCAGCAAAAGGGCGCCAUCUGUACGCCGUUCCAUUGGGAAGGGCGGGGAAGCAAGUUUCACGAACGGACCGUCAUCUUCCACAUGGUCGUCCAGGUUCCGUAUGCACGCGCCAGCCAGGUACUCAAGUCGGUAACGGUGCCAAAGGCGGGCAAGCACAAUGCCCUGCACUUAUUCGCCCUCUCGUAUAUACCCGCGACCAGAUCAGUGACCACGCUCCAGGAUAAGGUCAAGCCGGGCAGAGUCACGGCGACCCGCCGCUGGGAAGGGAACGCGCAAGUGGUCGAGGUUGUGGUACUCAACCCGGUUUCGCUCGCCGCUGUCGGAGACUUGGAUUCAUGGGCCAAGGACCUGACAGUGUCGCUUUUGGGCUCCUCGUUCAAGACUGUCCGCGGCGCGACCAUCUCCAGGCUCAUGCCGGCGGAUCAGAUCCUUGUCGAAGUUCUCGUCACACCUACGAACGACUCUACCUCCUUUGACGACGCUCAACUCGCUGUCAAUGACGUUGUUCUUCCUGUUUAUGUCGAAGGAUCGCUGGUACACGAGUUUACACAGUGGACGGCGGCGGACGCCGAGCAGCACACUGCGCCAAAGUGGUUUUCCGACGCCAAGUUUGGCAUCUUUAUCCACUGGGGCUUGUAUUCGGUGCCGGCGUGGGCCGACGAGGGCAAGUAUGCCGAGUGGUACUGGCACUGGCAGCACACUGCAGACCAGAACGGCCCGGGCACGUACAAUCACCACUUGAAGACAUAUGGCGCAGACUUCACCUACGACGACUUUAUCCCCUUGUUCCAGGGAGAAAGGUUCGAUCCCCGCCAUUGGGUCAACCUGUUUGCAGACGCUGGCGCAAAGUACUUUGUGUUCACAACAAAGCACCAUGACGGGUAUGCGCUCUUCGACGCCAAGGAGACAACUCACCGGACGUCGCUGCUGCUCGGCCCAAAGCGCGACUUUACGCGCGAACUCAUGGAUGCGGCCCAGGAGUUCCAGCCCGAUCUCAAGAAAGGAGCAUACUACUCGAUGCCCGAGUGGUACAACCCGCUGUACGUCAAGUACGGCCGCGACGACGGCCCGCUGUCGUUCUGGGGCGGUCCGGCAAAGAACGCUUAUAACGGCAAGGUGGAAGAGUACACCGGGCAUGUUGAUGUUGGCGACUAUAUCUGUGGCCUCCAGGUGCCCCAGCUGGAAAUUCUCACAAACGAUUACAAGGUCGACCUGAUAUGGGGCGAUAUAGGGAUGGCGUGGUAUUCUGACGCGGCGGCGGCCGGUCGGCAAGUGUCUAUCAACAACCGCCUUGGGAUUGCUGGCGACUAUGUUACUCCCGAGAUGGAGCAGUUCAAGACGGUCCAGCCGCUCUGGGAGGCGUGCAUGUCUGUCGACCCGUACUCGUUUGGCUACAACAAGGAGACACGCGACGACGAGUAUCGAACCCCGACAGAUCUCAUUCACACGCUCAUUGACAUUGUCGCCAAGGGUGGCAACUUCCUUCUCAACAUUGGCCCUCGUGCGGAUGGGUCCAUCCCCACUGCUGUUGAGACCAUCCUCCGCGCUAUCGGCAAGUGGCUCGGAAUCAACGGCCGCGCUCUGUACAGCACCCAGCCGUUCCCACUAGUGCCCGAGAUAGAGGCUCCUGGAGUCAAUGUCCGCAUCACCCGGUCCUCCGAAGCCUUGUACCUCAUCUCACUCGAGAAACCCGGUCCCCGCUUUGCAAUCCGCGCGCCCCUCCCGAUUCUCCCCACGGACAAGGUCUUCCUCUUGGGUAACGAAACACCGAUCCCAGCGACAUUCGACGGAGAGCUUGUGCUAGACCUCUCUUCUGUUGACAUCGAACCCAACGACAUUGCUUGGGUGUUUGAGAUCCGUUAG